Molecule: messenger RNA, 1464 nt
Organism: Priapulus caudatus
Lineage: Eukaryota; Metazoa; Priapulida; Priapulimorpha; Priapulimorphida; Priapulidae
Product: protein artemis-like
Exons: 11
Biological process (GO): double-strand break repair via nonhomologous end joining; interstrand cross-link repair; protection from non-homologous end joining at telomere
Molecular function (GO): 5'-3' DNA exonuclease activity; damaged DNA binding
Source: RefSeq, a predicted model, not a curated record
UCAUCUUUAUAUGUUAUUCGGAAGUGUGACGUCUGAGCCAAUAUACUGCACCUACGUCUGAGCGCAGAGCAACCACGCAUAAUGAGCAGCUUCCAGGGACGGAUGAGAGAGUACCCGUUCCUAUCCAUCGAUCGUUUCGACGGGGAAAACCUAAAGUCCUCAGCAUUUUUCCUCUCGCACUGUCACACAGAUCACAUGGUUGGUCUUGGAGAACAAUGCUUUUACGAGCAGAUAAAAUUCCGAAAGGAUGUGAAACUUUAUGCAUCAGAUGUAACAAAGAGGUUACUGGCCAGCGCUAGGAAGUGGAAGUACAUAGCCAAGUGCAUAGAAGUGUUGCCCGUAGGCGAGCCUACAACGAUACGUGUGACGAUGAACCACACGGCAAAGGUAGAGGAGUUGACGGUGACACUGCUGCCGGCCGGCCACUGCCCCGGCUCCACCAUGUUCCUGUUUGAGGGCUCCACUGGCACGGCGCUCUACACGGGCGACUUCCGCCUGCAUUGCGGCGAUGUCGCUCGCAUCAGACACCUGCACGACGGUGACAGAGUGAAGGACAUAGAGAGCCUAUACGUCGACACGACGUUCUGCAUCCCCGAAGCCACGCACAUCGCCACGCGAGACGAGAGCACGGCCGCCAUCUUCUCUCUCGUCGAGCGCUGGAUCACGCAGAGCAAGCGCCACCUAGUGUGGCUCAACUGCAAGUCUCAGUACGGCUACGAGAGUCUGUUCAUUGACCUUCACAGGAGGUUUGGCAUGAAGGUGCACGUUUGCCGAUGGCAGCUGGAAAAGUAUAGCGAAGUGCCGGAGAUCCAGGGCGCGCUGACAACCGACCGACAAUCAACGCAGAUUCACACGUGUAAAGUGCCUCCGAAGUUCACGUGCUGCCGCCGGGACGACGGUGGCGCCACCGUGAGGGUCAUGGUCGUCAAGCCGUCUAUGAUGUGGUUCGCUCAGCACGUGAGCGUCGCCGAGGUCGUGAGGUCGUCGCCGGCGCGCGACCGCCACCGCGUCUGCUUCUCCUCGCACGCGUCCUACGCCGAGAUACGCGACAUGGUGCGCCACCUACGCCCGCGCAACGUCCACCCGAACGUCGUUCCCUGCGGCUCCACGCUGGAACAGGUAAAGAAGAGACUAGAAGAUUUUAAGAAAGAUUUGGAAUCCAGCUGCCAUGACACGGGUGACGAGGAUGGAGGCCCUGACUACGGAACUCUGGGAACCUUGCAGAAUCACGUCAGAAUACUUCCAUCCGACGGCGAGACAAGCAACAGUUUGACGUUCGACGAAACUCCGCCGCAGGUUGAGCAGGAGGUGGCGCCAUCUGAGAUUCAAUACGAGGGAUUCAAGAUGAUCUGCACGCCGACGAAAUGUGGCGGCGGUCGCGACGAUUCGCAGAGUUCUGGAGAGCAGCAGUCACAGGCAACAUACAUAAGUGACAGCGAUAGCGAGGAGGAGGAGGCGGCAGAG